Messenger RNA from Oncorhynchus nerka (sockeye salmon), 2148 nucleotides. RefSeq lists its product as uncharacterized. NCBI's taxonomy places the organism in Eukaryota, Metazoa, Chordata, Actinopteri, Salmoniformes, Salmonidae. The record is from RefSeq and is a predicted model, not a curated record. The transcript has 8 exons. Bases 1 to 1995 code for a protein of 664 amino acids.
AUGGCGUCGGUGAGCAGCCGAGCCCGGAGCUGUUCUCCGUCGGUUGCCUGUCUGUGUCAGACUGACCCUGGACGGGGCCCCAAGGAAACUGAGGACGGCUGCCAUUUUAGAGAGUGCACAAACUGCACGGCGACACCACGUGUUCACUGUGUCGUCGACCAGACACGGUCUGUUGACCACGUGCGCUCGGCGACCAGGGUGAGUCCAUCGACCACUCGGAGAUCUGGGAUCCCUCUAGAGACCACAGGGUCAGUGACUGAAGGUCAGUCCAUCGACCACUCGGAGAUCUGGGAUCCCUCUAGAGACUGCACAGGGUCAGUGACUGAAGGUCAGUCUAUAGACCACUCGGAUAUCUGGGAUCCCUCUAGAGACCGCACAGGAGACUGCACAGGGUCAGUGAAUGACGGGCAGUCUGUAGACCGUGCGGUCAACGACAGCGGUCAGUCUCUGGGCCCCGUAUCGGGUCUGUCAGCCGGACCAGUGAGGAACCGGGACAAAGACAGUCUCGUCCCUAAAGACCACGUUCCCAGGGACAGUCUCGUCCCUAAAGACCACGUUCCCAGGGACAGUCUCGUCCCUAAAGACCACGUUCCCAGGGACAGUCUCGUCCCUAUAGAGCACGUUCCCAAGGACAGUCUCGUCCCUAAAGACCACGUUCCCAGGGACAAAGACAGUUUCGUCCCUAAAGACCACGUUCCCAAGGAAAACCCCCACAGUAGGAAGGUGGGAGGAGCUCCUAAAGAGGGGAGGAGCGUGUCUCGGGAGCGGCCCGCCACCAGUAGGAAGGUGGGAGGAGCUCCUAAAGAGGGGAGGAGCGUGUCCCGGGAGAGGCCCGCCACCAGUAUGAAGGUGGGAGGAGCUCCUAAAGAGGGGAGGAGCGUGUCCCGGGAGAGGCCCGCCACCAGUAUGAAGGUGGGAGGAGCUCCUAAAGAGGGGAGGAGCGUGUCUCGGGAGCGGCCCGCCACCAGUAGGAAGGUGGGAGGAGCUCCUAAAGAGGGGAGGAGCGUGUCUCGGGAGCGGCCCGCCACCAGUAGGAAGGUGGGAGGAGCUCCUAAAGAGGGGAGGAGCGUGUCUCGGGAGAGGCCCGCCACCAGUAGGAAGGUGGGAGGAGCUCCUAUAGAGGGGAGGAGCGUGUCUCGGGAGAGGCCCGCCACCAGUAGGAAGGUGGGAGGAGCUCCUAAAGAGGGGAGGAGCGUGUCUCGGGAGAGGCCCGCCACCAGUAGGAAGGUGGGAGGAGCUCCUAAAGAGGGGAGGAGCGUGUCUCGGGAGCGGCCCGCCACCAGUAGGAAGGUGGGAGGAGCUCCUAUAGAGCGGCAUGGGCCCGCCACCAGUAGGAAGGUGUGUGUGAGCGGUGUGAGUGUGAGCCGCUGGGGAAGGAGAGACGGGGCUCCCAACAGCAGAGCAGCACCUCCCCCUGGCCGAGCUGGGGACUGCAGCAUUACUGAACUGCUGUCUGCUCAACACACACACGGGGUAUCCAGUCUAUCAGACAGUAUAGUAUUGGGGACUCCAGUUCGUGGUAACAGACUCCACCUGUCCUCUCUGCUGGUCAACCUCACUCCUGAGACUCACACCUGGAGUCGCCUCAAAGCUGCCCUCUCCCUACACAGGAAGACCAAAGCGUUCCUGACUCCGAAGAGGCCUCUCUACCUGCUGUCCUCUCCUGAGGCAGAGCUAGGGGUGGGACUAGGGGCGGAGCUAGAGGUGGGACUAGGGGCGGAGCUAGGUGAUGUCAGUCAAAAACUGUUCUCCACGCCCCGCCCACCAAACCUCCGCUCAACGAUACUGGGGAGCACUCUGAGUGUGUAUCCAUUAGACGGAGAGCUGUCUGAUGACCAGAAGGUGUUUUCGGAGUGUAACCAGACAGGACCUCUGGGCUUCCAGGACUGUCUCCCAGCAGCCCGGAUGAAUCUGUGUAGGAAGGUAGGAGGGGACCUUCGGAGAGGUCUUCAGUACCACCAACACCUCUGGUGUGUGUCGUCGCUCUCAAGGUAGGAGAGGAACCGUGGAGAUCAUUCCGGUCUCUCUCUCUCUCUGUGUCUCUCUCUGUGUCUCUCUCUCUCUGUGUCUCUCUCUCUCUGUGUCUCUCUCUGUCUCUCUCUCUCUCUGUGUCUCUCUCUCUCUGUGUCUCUCUCUCUCUGUGUCUCU